CGAACUUACGCGUCAGACUACAUUGGUUAGGUAGACAACUGUUUGUCGUGCGUUUUCAUGCUUGUUAGCAUAAUUUAUGCACGUCGAGUUCACUGGCACAUUCAUAAUUUUCCAAUGACCUUUAGUAAAAUUAUCAUAACUGUCCCCUCCGGUUGUGAUGGUACUGACUCAACAUUGCGAAAAUGGCGCGAAAAGUAAACGGCUUACAUUCCAUUCUAAUUCUGCACGUAGGCCCCACUUAUUGGGCAAGGCUGAACGUGCCGAAGUGCAUUGUCGAGGAGUAACAUAGUGACAACUUACACCUUACAGUGAUAGGCCCGACGUUUUUAGACCGCGUUACUGUGUUUUUAGGCCUAGGAAAUCAGAGAGCAUAGACCUGCAGGUGCAUCAUUUUAUUUUGCGUAGGAUUCCCCACAGUCCUCGUCUGCCACGGUGCCAGUCGCCCACCCGGCCCCUAGGCCCAUCAUGCCCAUGGAGGAAGGGGAGUUGUAUGAUGAAGAUUUGAACAGCAUAGCGAGGGAGAUUCAUGCCAAUGACUGGAAGAAUCUGGCUAUAUAUCUUGGCUUCAAACGUGCACAAAUAUCCCACAUCGAGGCAGACAAUCCUAGGGACAUUCUUGGUCAAAUAUUUGCGAUGCUUAGCCAGUGGAGAAAUAAGCUGGAAUGUCAUGUCAACCAGAGAAAAGCUCUCUGCGAGGCACUGACAAGAACCGGGAACAGGCUUCUUGCUGCUAGGCUGAGUGGCGUUGCUCCUCUGAGAUCAAGAAGUAUACAGGCUACAGAACCUAAUACAAGCUCGCUGCGGGUAAAGGCGGUUCAUGCAGCAAAGAUCCCAAUUGUUCAGAUACGCUACAUCAGGCCAAGAAAAUGGAAUCCUUACCUGACGAAGCCCAUCAAGGCAUGGUAUUACAGUGGGUACAAUGAUGAAGUACAAGAGGGCGAGAACAACUUCUACUUCCAUUGUCUCAUGACUGAUCGAAGUGGGUUUAUAAUUUACACCUCUUUCUUUUUUCCAGAUUUUCAGGAAGCUAAAGAAGUGUAUGAUUUAGUGCACAAGAGUGAUGUGAAUAACCCAGUCCAAUUGAGUUGCUUGAAAGUUGAAAAGCAAAAAAAGAGAUACAAACAGAAAGGAAUGUUCAAACGUACAUGUAGAUUGAUCUUUAAUGAAAAGUCGAAAAUCAGUGUGUGGCCUAGAAAGAGUUUCAGUUUCAACUCAUGAGUUGUUUGGGUCUGUUAGUCAAUUGCGUUUUGCUUUUCUGCAUAAUUAUGUAAAAAGGACUUUCUUUUUUUUUCUUCCUCCUUCCCUCCCCGCGGUUCUGUUAUUACUAGAUACUAAUUCUAGAGUUUGAUACAAGGUGAAAAUGAAAUUUAAGAAACUAAAUUUAAAUGUACAGUGGAACAUCAAAGGUGUGCGAGGGAUGAAAGGGAGCACUUGUUUCUUUUACAGAUAGUGAAAAAUGUCUGCAAGUAAAUACAUGUACACUACACUUCUUAUGCAGUGUAUUUAUGAAUACAAAUUCAAAAACCUAAUACUCUCAAAUGGACAUCAUCGCUCAGUCCCUUAUCUUCCCCAGGCCCCAAUGCAGUUUUAAAUGUACUUGUUUAAAAUGUUUCCACCACACUUUUGUUGCCUUUUUAUACCCCAACAUGGGUUAUAAAUAAAAUAUAUUUAGAUGAAAUAAAGCAAGAGAAAUUUAUUAGUACAUGUAGUCUCUGGGCUAGAGUCAAUCGCCACUUGUACUUUGUAAUCCUUGCCAUGCCCAUAACAGGACCCAAAAAGGACUUUAACAGAAUGCACACUCACAGAGUACCACUUUUUGAAAUCUCUCUUAGUUGUUUAUAUUUUGAAUUUUUUUAAUCCAGGUUUGAGGGACAAUUUAUAGCAUUAUCAGGCUUCAGUGGAUCUUAACCAAACUUGGCAUAUCAAAUGUUCACAAGUAUUACUUUCAGAAAAUGUCCAGUGCUUCUUAACAUAGUACUGUACUGUGAAAUGUAAUUGAAUGGGACUCUGAAAAGCCACUUUCUGAGAAAUGUAGAGAGCAUCCCUACAAGUACAAGGUUUUUCUGUGAUCUAUAUUGUGUUCUUAUUGUGGACAUGGGAUGAAAAACCUUGUGGUAGUGAUCAUUUCUGGGGUGCUGAUCUUGCCCCCCUAAUAACAUCUGUAGCAGCAUACAGAUGAAAGCAUAUUUAGAUGUGACCUUUUCCCCUUAAGGCAUGUGGUGUGUGGUCUUGCUUGUUUUGAUGCAGUCUUUUCAGUGUAUCAAAUUAAAAUCAUCCGCAUGCAUGCUAUGCAUGUCGUGUAGUGCUCUGAAGUGUAUGUUGUGACAAUAUUUUACAUGGUUUAUUCAACAGUUUAAAAAUUUGUCUGUAAAAUAUACUGUAGUAGAUAUCAAAAUAAACCUCAUUUUUUUCUUUUGAUGGGCGUUUUAAGCUCUGUGUGUAUUUUCUGUAAUGUAUUCAUGUACAUGCACUGCACGAAUAAUCUCGUUAUCUGCAGAAUGUUUAUGAUGGCUACAAGUACAGAAUUACCAACUUAUGUAAUUCCAUCUUUAUGCUGACUGGUCACAAUUAAAUAUUUUAUGCUUUACAUGACAGGUUGACAUUUCAGGCACUCUUGAAAAUACUUCUGAAGACACUUAGAUCUUACCAAGUUAAAACGCAAGAUUUAGUGUUAACACAGCUCAAACCGUAUGCUGUUUUAUAACAUUCAGUGGUAUCAUCUUUCAGAACGCUGAGCAUGGUCUUACUCUAGAUUUCUGAAACAGUACAUCAGUACAUAAGGUUGAUUGUACACUGAAUAAGCUUUACAUGUACAGAAUGACUAGUGAAAUCAUAGACUACGUACCUAUCCACUUGAAGUGCUUAUUUCUUGUCAUUUUUUAUGAUACACUUUUACAUUAAGUUUGUAUCAAGUGAAUUGAGUGGUAAACUUUUCCAUUUGUUUUUCUUCAACUUGUGGGGUAUUUUGUUGGUAUCCUUUCACUUAAAAACUCCCAAAUUUCUAGGAGCUCUGUAACACAGAUUAUGCAACUGAACAUCCUUCGGUGCAAAAUUAAGUGGUAAGACUGAAUACAAUAGCUGUACAACACCACGAGUUACCACUCCCCAGAUUAAGUAAUACCCCAAAGGAAUUUUGUAAUUGUUUUGUCGUCACUGACAUUUGUAACUCAACUGUUUAGAGUUUCAAUGCUCAGCGCUAUCCAGUGACCUCCCACUGUGUGAAAAAAGCAUCGCUACAGGCUUGUUUUACCAGGAUGCAAUCCCACAAGUUGUCAUGCGUGCUAAACUGCUUGGAUGUAGUCGCCAGUCAGGAUCAAAUCUCUCAUGAAAAUUCUUCAGGCUGUCAUUUUUGCCCACACAAAUUUAUCUAAAUUUCAGUUGUCCAAAAAUGGAUGAAUAAAGGGUCUUGAUCACAGGAAAUACUUUAGAAGAAACGAUUUGAAAACUUUGCACGGUUCUGAUUUUGUUUUUUCCUGACUUUAAAAAAAACGUUAUACAGUUUCUGAAACUAAGCAGAAGCAUAAAAGGGUCUUGCGCCUGAUAAUUUGUUCACCACAAUUGAUAAAAGUAGAGUGAUUUUUACAGUAUUGUAGCGUCGGAUCCACGGUAGAGCCGUGUGGUGGGGGCCCCGACCGGUCGUGUUUUAGAAGCACAUUGACAUUGUUUUCGGAGUUGAUGCGAAACAAGAGAGUCGGAGUUAUAAUAAACGAGAGCCACAAAA
Acanthaster planci (crown-of-thorns starfish) is the source of this 3721-nucleotide messenger RNA. RefSeq lists its product as uncharacterized. NCBI's taxonomy places the organism in Eukaryota, Metazoa, Echinodermata, Asteroidea, Valvatida, Acanthasteridae. The record is from RefSeq and is a predicted model, not a curated record.